Messenger RNA from Pseudovirgaria hyperparasitica, 812 nucleotides. RefSeq lists its product as uncharacterized. The transcript has 4 exons. The coding region runs from base 59 to 643 and encodes 194 amino acids. NCBI's taxonomy places the organism in Eukaryota, Fungi, Ascomycota, Dothideomycetes, Acrospermales, Acrospermaceae. The record is from RefSeq and is a predicted model, not a curated record. Gene Ontology annotation, biological process: translation. Gene Ontology annotation, molecular function: RNA binding; structural constituent of ribosome. Gene Ontology annotation, cellular component: ribosome; cytosolic large ribosomal subunit.
ACCUCAUCCACGACAUUGCUCAUCAACUAACCCGACAGCGACCAACCAUUCAUCGACAAUGGUCAACCUUCGCACCCAGAAGCGCCUCGCAGCGUCUGUCGUCGGAUGCGGCAAGCGCAAGAUUUGGCUUGACCCUAACGAGGUCAACGAAAUCUCGAACGCCAACUCCCGCCAGACGAUCCGCAAGUUGGUCUCCGAUGGCCUCAUCAUCCGCAAGCCCGUCACGAUGCACUCGCGCACCCGCGCCCGUGAGUUGACCGCUGCACGAAGAAUCGGUAGACACCGUGGCUUCGGUAAGAGGAAGGGAACACAAGAGGCUAGAAUGCCUAGCGAGAUCUUAUGGAUGCGCCGUCAGCGCGUACUCCGCCGCCUGCUGGUCAAGUACCGUGCAGCCGGCAAGAUCGACAAGCACCUCUACCACGAGCUGUACCAGCUCGCUAAGGGUAACACUUUCAAGCACAAGCGUGCCCUUGUAGAACACAUCCACAAGGCCAAGGCCGAGAAGCUUCGUGAGCGCCAACUCGCCGACGAGAUGGACGCCAAGCGUGCAAAGAACAAGGCUGCCCGCGAGAGGAAGUUGGAGCGUGCGAAUGCCAAGAGGCUGCAAUACGACGAGGAGGAAGAAGAGGAGAAGAAGGCUUGAACUGUGGAAUCCUGACUAUUGAUGCAAAUUACCAACGCACGGAACGGCGUAGCACGCAUUUAACGCGGAUAGUUCGGACAACCCUGCUCUAUGGUGCUAUACACUACCUCAUGAAGAGGUUGUGCACCGAAUUGCGAACUUCGAACUACUUAUGUACAUUUGGAGCAUA